UUUGAUGUCUUUCAAGGGAAUAAAUAAGAGCACGACCCCGUUGAAACUAAAACCCUGUCCUUUUUAAAAAAGAGACUCAGACAUCAGUCAAAAUUUCACUACUUCGGGCACUGUUAAGACGGAUAAUGGAGGAAAACGAUUCAGCCGAGGAUGAUUCUCAACUGCCGCAAGGUCUUCUUAUUGACGACAAUGAGAUGGAGGAUGGGGAAGAGCAACCAUUCGAUAUUUCACUCCCCGCGUCACACUCGUACAUGGGCCCAGCGCAAGCGGCAGACGGUUGCGCGCGCGCCUUUGAGCCUGGCUGGCUGGGCCGCGUGCCUGUCAUAGCGCAUCACGGUAUCGUGUUUCCCGGCGAGACGGUACCCAUUCUGUUCACGCAAGACGCGGACAUGCUGUCGCACUCCGUCCACCAGGACAAGGUGUUCGGUCUGCUGUGCCCCGACGAGGGCGGGGUCAUGGCGUCAGGCUACGGCGUGCUUUGCGAGGUGUACGAGGUGCUGCCGCCAGCCGACAAUCCGGAGGGACGUGGCGACGGCUCGGCGCCGCUGGUGUCCUUCAAGGCGCGCGCUACGCACCGCUUCCGCUGCCUACAGAUGCCGCGGCGUGUGGUGCCAGUGAACGCCUUUGAACGACUGCGCUUCAUGGAGGUUCGAGUGCUAGAGGACGUGAACUUCGGCGACCCACUGCAGCAAGUGCGCCUUAAUAGCCUCGACGCACAGCGCAACGAUGGCUCGCGGACGGCGCGGCGCCUGCGCAGCAUGGAUGCGAUGCUGACGCCGUGGCCGCUGUUCGUGUACGAAAUCUUCGACUUCCGACGCAUGCGCCGCAAGAUCCGCGAGUUCUUCAAGAGCAUGGCGCUCGAUAACAUCCCCGAGGACCCGUUGGAGCUUUCGUUCUGGACCGCGUCAAACAUGGCGCUGACGCCACGCGACCGACUUGCGCUCUUCGUUGUGGACGACGUUCUGUUGAGGCUACACAUGGAGGUGCGGCUUAUCUCGAAGAAGAGCGUGCUUUGCUGCGCGGCGUGUGCCAUCGAGAUCACGAGGCGCGACUAUAUCUUCGCGAUGUCCACCGAGGGAGUGCACUCAAACUACAUCAACUUGAGCGGGAUUGUGCACGACAUCAUCACGGUGUCACGCGUUGACAACACGCGCUCAAGUGGCGCCGCGUCGGCGGAGUACUCGUGGUUCCCGGGCUACGCCUGGACCAUCACCGUGUGCGAAGUCUGCCGCUCGCACGUGGGCUGGAGGUUCGACGCGCAGCGCCGCAAGUUACGGCCUCAACGCUUCUAUGGGCUGUGUCGCAAUUACGUGUUGCCCCGCUUUGAUGGCAACCUGCCCGUGCAACCACGCACGUCGUCGCGCACGCGCCGCCUAACCAGUAGGCCGCCCGACCGUGCGCAACCAGCUGGUGGUGUAUGGCGAUCCGAAUGACAACCUUGAACUCACUCCACGGACUAUAAAGAUAACUAGAAUAGUAAAAGGGAGAUAUUUUAUUUAAGUUACUUGUUUGUUGGCAUCCGAUUUAACUGAUAUUUGACAUACACAUGUAACUUCGGGGAUAAGGCGGCGUCCAUAAAUUACGUCAGGUGUCUUUUUAAAUUGUCUGUCCCCCGUGUGAGAUUUUAUUUUACCCCCUCCACUAUCCCCCAAUCUCACGAAAAAAAAGAAAAAAAAAUUGCUUCGUGCUUUUACAUACAACUAGUUAAGACUAGUAAUCAACAUUGCUGAGAGUUUAAAUUUAAGUGUGAUAAAAAUUUAACAAAUAAAUUGUGUGAUA
Molecule: messenger RNA, 1779 nt
Organism: Pararge aegeria (speckled wood butterfly)
Lineage: Eukaryota; Metazoa; Arthropoda; Insecta; Lepidoptera; Nymphalidae
Product: protein cereblon-like
Exons: 10
Coding region: 126-1433 (435 amino acids)
Source: RefSeq, a predicted model, not a curated record